UGCUUCUCCACCACACGAACGUUACCAAACUCAUCCAGAAAACCCACCCGAACGACCUGCCAGAGGCCAGCCACGACAUUGUCGCGCGGGGAUUCGCGUCACUCGUCGAGCGCUCUGCCGACACCCACCAUGUGGUGCACCAUAUGCAUUCGCCGAUCCACUCGCUGUCGCUGGAGAAGCUGACUUGGGUACGGCACUUCAUCCCAGGCACCGAAAAGCUGGCCGUAGAACACCAUUGUGGUAACUUUGUGGUGGUGCGAGGGGCAAGUCAGCCGUUCGUUGAAUCGAUGCCUCUUUAUGCUAGGCUGGGCAUGCAUUUGCUCUUCUAUGGAAAAGAGGAGAUGAGUGUUCUAGGUAACAAAAGAGUCGGCGAACUUCUACGCGAACGAUCUAUCAAGGAAGGAAAAAUAUACGACAACCCCAAGUCGGUACACUCCAUCCCGUCUUUCGUCGAAACGUCUUCAAUACAACUCGAAGAACUUCUCGAGCCGGAUAUCAGGAAAUAUAGAUGCUUCAACGAUUUUUUCUUCCGGAAACUGAAGCCCAAGGAAGACGACCCGACCGUCAUCUGCAGCGCUGCCGACUGCCGCCUGACAGUAUACGCCACCGUUGACUUGGCGCAAAAAUUCUGGAUCAAAGGGCAAACUUCACCAUCCCCAACCUACUCCAUCUUCCCCCUCUUCUCCCAAGGUCGAGCCAUUCCGCGACUCGCGAUCUUCCGGCUCGCCCCUGCGGACUAUCACCGGUUCCACAGCCCCAUCGAUUGUGAAGUCGGAGGAAUUGAGCACGUUCCUGGGCAGUUCUUUACUGGGAACCCGCGAGCGGUGAACGAGCCUGGGUUCGACAUCUUCACAGCCAACACACGGUCGAUACUUUAUUUGAAGCACCUAAUCACUGGCCUUCCGGUGGUGUUCGUCGCCAUAGGUGCCCUCCUAGUGGGUAGCAUCGUGUGGACCGGGGGGAAGGAGAAAGGGGCGGCGUUGAAGAGAGGGGAUGAGUAUUUUGCGUAUGGAGGAAGCACAGUCGUUGUGAUUUUCCCGAAGGAAGUUAUCGAGUUCAAUGAGGAUCUGGUCAGUAAUUCGCAAAAGCCGAUAGAAACUCUUGUCAAGGCGGGUGUAGGUCUUGCAAUUCGAGGCGCUGUUCGAGAGUCCAAGCUCUGUCUGACUGCCCUCUGCUACAGGUUGGACAUUCUAUUGGUCGGACACCAGCAAGGCUCUGAGAAGAGAUGAA
Molecule: messenger RNA, 1230 nt
Organism: Cyclocybe aegerita
Lineage: Eukaryota; Fungi; Basidiomycota; Agaricomycetes; Agaricales; Hemipholiotaceae
Source: the annotation of a GenBank genome assembly